GGUUGGUUAGAGAAAAUGAAGAAUUCUCUCGGCCUUUUGUUGCUGCUAGUCGCCAUCAUUCAUAUUGUUUGAGCUCAAGACCAACAAGGAUUCAUCAGUUUGGAUUGCGGGCUACCCGCGAAUGAACAGUCUCCUUAUGAAGAGAGUUUCACUGGACUGCGGUUCUCUUCAGAUGAAAAGUUCGUACGUAGUGGAAAAAACGGUCGAAUCCGAGAAAAUCCUGAGGGAUACGCGGAGCCAUACGAGACCCUGAGAUAUUUUCCUGAUGGAAUAAGGAACUGCUACAAUCUAAACGUUGAAAAGGGCAGGACACAUUUGAUUGUGGCUAGGUUUGUAUAUGGAAAUUAUGAUGGUUUUGACCUUAAGCCAAAGUUUGAUCUGUAUCUUGGACCUAAUCUAUGGGCCACGGUGGAUUUGCAAACAGAAGUUAAUGGUACAGCGGAAGCGAUCUUACACAUCCCAACAUCAAACUCGUUGCAGAUUUGUCUUAUUAAGACUGGGGAAACUAUACCGCUAAUAUCGGCAUUGGAAUUACGGCCAAUGGGAAAUGGUUCUUAUAUCACUAAGUCUGGUUCCUUGAAUCUUUUAUCCCGAAGAUAUCUUAGCAAGUCAGGAUCUGAUCUACGGUACAUGAAAGAUGUCUAUGAUCGCACAUGGGUAUCGUAUGGAGCCAGUUUUCAGACGGGCUGGACACAAAUUUACACCGCUCUUGAAGUGAACAAUUCCAACAAUUAUGCUCCACCAAAAGAUGCGCUAAAAAAUGCUGCCAUACCGACUAAUGCCAGUGCGCCAUUGACGAUUGAAUGGCCUUCAGGAAGUCCCAGGGACCAAUAUUACUUGUACGCACACUUUGCUGAGAUCCAAGACUUGCAGGCGAAACUUGACAUAACUACUGUCCAAAGUGUGACCCCGAAAACUUGUCAACAAGGGGAAUGUAGUUUGCAGCUAACAAGAACCAACAGAUCAACUCUUCCGCCUCUACUUAAUGCUUUGGAAAUCUAUGCAGUCAUCCAAUUUCCACAAUCCGAAACAAAUGACAUUGACGUGAUUGCUAUAAAAAACAUUGAGGCCGACUAUGGAUCGAGUAGAAUCAACUGGCAAGGCGAUCCAUGUGUCCCUCAACAUUUUAUCUGGGAUGGUUUAAAUUGCAGCAACACGGAUAUCUCCACACCACCAAGAAUCACUUCUUUAAACUUGUCUUCAAGUGGUUUAACUGGAAACAUAGCAGCUGCCAUUCAAAACCUUACGCAACUAGAAAAACUGGACUUGUCGAAUAAUAGCUUGACUGGAGGAGUGCCGGAGUUUCUAGGCAAAAUGAAAUCGUUGCUGGUCAUAAAUUUAAGUGGGAACAAUCUUAGUGGUUCAAUACCUCAAGCUCUUCAAAAGAAAGGACUAGAACUAUUUGUUGAAGGAAACCCAAGGCUCUGUCCCUCUGAUUCAUGUAGGAAACCACCUAAGAAAAAAGUUCUUGUGCCAAUUGUUGCAGCAGUUGCUUCUGCAGCCAUUGUCAUUGCUUUAUUGAUUCUUUUUCUUGUACUCAGAAAGAGAAAGUCAACUAUUGUAGAAGGUAUAAACCAGCCACCGAGGACGUCAAUGGAGGAAGUUACAUUUGCUAAUAAGAACAGGAGAAGGUUCACAUAUUCAGAGGUCCUCCAAAUGACAAAUAACUUCCAAAGAGUUUUAGGUAAAGGAGGGUUCGGUAUGGUGUAUCACGGUACUGUAAAUGGUCAUGAACAAGUGGCCGUUAAGGUACUCUCUCAAUCUUCAACUCAAGGCUAUAAGGAGUUCAAAGCAGAGGUUGAUCUUCUUCUGAGAGUUCACCAUACAAAUUUGGUGAGCCUCGUUGGGUAUUGCUAUGAAGGAGAUCACUUGGCUCUCAUCUAUGAGUUUCUUCCCAAUGGAGACUUAAAACAACAUUUGUCAGGAAAGGGAGGCAAAUCUAUCAUAAACUGGAGUAUUCGACUACGAAUAGCUUUGGAAGCAGCACUAGGAUUGGAGUAUUUACAUAUUGGAUGCAAACCGCCGAUGGUUCAUAGAGAUGUCAAAACUGCCAACAUAUUGCUGGACGAGAAUCUCAAGGCCAAACUUGCUGAUUUUGGGCUCUCAAGAUCUUUUCAAGGUGAAUGCGAAUCUCAAGAUGCAACCGCAAUUGCUGGUACUCCUGGAUACCUUGAUCCCGAAUAUUACCGUACAAAUAGGUUGGCUGAGAAGAGUGAUGUCUACAGUUUCGGGAUCGUGUUAUUGGAGAUGAUCACAAACCAACCUGUGAUUAAUCAAACCACUGAAAAUUCUCUGAUAACACAAUGGGUUGGCUUUCAGAUCAACCGAGGUGAUAUUCUUGAGAUUAUGGAUCCAAACCUUCGCAAGGAUUAUGACAUCAAUUCUGCUUGGAGAGCUCUUGAACUGGCAAUGUCAUGCGCAAAUCCUUCUUCCUCGAAACGACCAUCCAUGUCUCAGGUUAUUCACGAGCUAAAAGAGUGUAUUGUGUGUGAAAACACAGGGAUAAGUCAGAAUCGAAGCUUGGAAUCUCAAGAAAUGAACGUUAGCUUGGACGCUUCGGUGGUUCCCAUGGCAAGAUAGUUAUGAAUGUUGUCUACUUGUGGUACUAAUAAGGAAUCAAUACUUAACUAGUUACAUAUUAAACAAAAAUUUGUAAACUAGUUAAAGUAUUGAUUGAAGUGUGUAAUUGUGUAUGGUCUUAUAGAUAAACUGGGAGUCGACAAAUUUCAUUCUGCUUUCAUUGAUUAUUGACAAAUCCAGAUCAUAUUUUCUGCUCUUCUGGUUUCUACAUA
Molecule: messenger RNA, 2792 nt
Organism: Arabidopsis lyrata subsp. lyrata
Lineage: Eukaryota; Viridiplantae; Streptophyta; Magnoliopsida; Brassicales; Brassicaceae
Product: receptor-like protein kinase At5g59670
Biological process (GO): protein phosphorylation
Molecular function (GO): ATP binding; protein kinase activity; protein binding
Source: RefSeq, a predicted model, not a curated record